Penaeus indicus is the source of this 380-nucleotide messenger RNA. RefSeq names its product cuticle protein 7-like. Lineage: Eukaryota; Metazoa; Arthropoda; Malacostraca; Decapoda; Penaeidae. Gene Ontology annotation, cellular component: extracellular matrix. The record is from RefSeq and is a predicted model, not a curated record. Bases 6 to 317 code for a protein of 103 amino acids. The transcript has 4 exons.
UCAACAUGCUCAGGUUUGCUGUGAUUGCUGUUGUGUUUGUGGUGGUCGCCGCCUUUCCCUCCGAUCCCCACAGGCGCUCACUUCCUACAUACGGGGACGCUCCAGCCGAGUAUCAGUUUAGCUAUGAAGUGAAGGACGACUACUCCAAGAACGACUACGGGCACUCGGAGGACCGCAGUGGCUACAACACCCGGGGACAAUACCAGGUGGUGUUGCCAGACGGCCGCGUCCAGACCGUGGAAUACACCGUCAGCAACGACAGCGGCUUCAUGGCGAACGUUAAAGCCAAGGGCGUCGUCCAGCCACUUUACGGAUAACGGACGCUUUCUGCUUAGUUGUUGAAUAUUUUAUGAAGUAAAUACAGAGAUAAAUAAAUAUAU